AUGUCAAGUUCUUUAGAAAGUUAAGUAUUAUUUGCAAUAUGGAGAUUGUAUUAAUAAAAUUAAAUCUCAAUGGAAUAAAAAGGAUGUAUCAAAGGUUAAUAUAUAAUUUAUGCAAGAUUUAUUAAUAAAAAAAGAUCGCAAUUUCUACUUUAUUAUUAGCAAUCACUAAAAUUUAGAUGAAUUAUAAGAAAAGCUACUUGAGAUUUUGAAUUGUAUUGAUUUAUAAUUUUGUUCUGAUUAGGGUUCCCCAAGAGAUCUAGAUGGUGAAGAAACUAUUUGUCCAAUUAUAAGAUUAAGUAAUCCAUCAAACACUCCAACAACUAUUAAAUCAUAUUAAAAUAAACCAUAAAAGAGAUUUAGAUUUUUGAGUUCAAGCAAUGAAAGUGAAAUAGCUUAAAACAAUUAAAGGCUUCGAUCAAACUCAUUCCAUUAUUAAUGA
Paramecium primaurelia is the source of this 439-nucleotide messenger RNA. Lineage: Eukaryota; Ciliophora; Oligohymenophorea; Peniculida; Parameciidae. The record is from the annotation of a GenBank genome assembly.